Messenger RNA from Ilex paraguariensis (yerba mate), 745 nucleotides. Lineage: Eukaryota; Viridiplantae; Streptophyta; Magnoliopsida; Aquifoliales; Aquifoliaceae. The record is from the annotation of a GenBank genome assembly.
AUGUCGAAUCCCGAUGACCCAAAAUCCAAGGAAAUCACAGAACCACCAAAGGUGGUUGCGCCACCAUCUACUACAGCUGCCGUUGAUGUGGAGAGCCAGACAUCGGGAACGGGGUUCGGGGUAUCCGCGAUUAUGAGGCGGUGGAGGAGAGAGGAUUUCUUGAAGAGAGGAUCAUUGGCUUUGCGUGGUUUUGGUUUGCUUUUUUCAUUGCUUGCUUUCAUUAUCAUGGCAAGUAAUCAACAUGGUGAUUGGAAGGACUUUGACAAAUAUGAAGAAUACAGGUAUGUCUUGGCUAUUGCUAUUCUGUCUACGUUGUAUACGGGAUUACAAGCUCUUAGGCAAGUUCAUGAACUUUGGACUGGUGGACAAAUGCUUUCGAGAAUGAACUUGGCAUUGCUGGACUUUUUUGGGGACCAGAUCAUGGCAUACUUUUUGGUAUCGGCAGCAUCAUCUGCAGUUCCAUUGACGAACAGGAUGAGAGAGAAUGUGGACAACAUUUUUACCGACUCCUCUGCAGCAGCCAUUAGCAUGGAGUUCUUGGCAUUCCUCUCACAGGCAUUGUCAGCUCUCAUCUCUGGAUAUAAGCUUUCUAACCAAUCUUACAUCUAAAUAAGCUGACUUCGUUUUUUACUAUUCUUCAUGUUAUUAUUACUUCAUUUGUCAUUCCACCAGAUACAUUUUCAUACACAUGGAUUUGUGUAUAAGCACGUGCAUUAGCAGAUCUUCAUUGUAUAGAGACAGGGUA